UGAUUGCAAAUUAAUCAUCACACAUGAGACAUUACAUGACAAAAUUGACGCACCAUGGUAUAUAUAUAAAUAUCCCUUUUGCCCACAGAGUUUUUCAUUUCUUCUAUAGCUACCAAUUUAUAAUAUACAGAGAGAGGAAUUGAAUUGAAGAAGAAGUGUAGCAAGCUAAUUAAGAUGAGCGCCGUAUGCAUAUCUAAGUGUGUAAGCGACGCACGUGUGCCGGUUCGUGGCACGUACGUGAACCUGUACAAGUGGCCGGAAUCGGAUGCGGAGUUCGUGCGGAGAAGGGGUUCGCACGUGUGCGGGCACCCCAGAGUGGUGGACAGCAUCUCGUGCAGGCAAAUGUACCUACGAAGCUACAAAUUUUCGAGGAAAGAGAGUGUGCCGGAGAAGACCCAGAAAUGUUUUGGGAGAGUUAAGGAGAGAGUGAAGGGAAGAAGGUCUCAUCACAUUGUUUGGAGGAGAAGAAGGAAGUGUUUGGUUUGGAGGAAAAUGAGGGACAUUUCAUGUGCUCUUUUGUUUAGGAUUUUUCGUAGGUUCUUGUCUUGUGGGGCUAGUGUAGAUGUUGUCCAUUGAUAUGUUUUUUUUUCUUUUAAUGAAUGAUUCAGAUUUCAGAGAGAAGGGUCUUCUUUUUGUGUUAAUGUUUUCGGUUAUUUUAUUUUAUUUAUUUGUUUUUGAGUUGGGUCGUCUAAGAAUGUGUCAACUGUGAAUGUUUGGGCAUGGUUAUAUUAUACA
This is a messenger RNA of Cajanus cajan (pigeon pea), 735 nucleotides long. RefSeq lists its product as uncharacterized. The record is from RefSeq and is a predicted model, not a curated record. NCBI's taxonomy places the organism in Eukaryota, Viridiplantae, Streptophyta, Magnoliopsida, Fabales, Fabaceae.